UUUUUUUUUGUUCCAUAUUUUUACUUUUAUAUUUUUUUUAUUGGUCUUAUCUUCAUUUGAGAGAAAGGAUCAUACUUGACAACAUUUGUUUUACUUCGAUCCAUGACUGAUCAAUCAACUACAAGAAGCAAGGAUGCAACGAACUUGUCUCAACCUGUCUUUGAUCAAAAUACAACAUAUCAACCUAUCCAACGAUCGCCUUAUGUUCCUCCACCACCACCUACUCCAAUAAACGAAGUACAAAAUUACUAUAAUGCGGUAUAUAAUACUGAUCACCGUCCACCAGAUUUGAUCUUCUCCUCUUCCUCUUCCUCCUCCUCCUCUUCCUCUUCUUCUCCUGGUGUUAUGUCAACAAACAAAGCAGCUGUCAGUCAAAAUGUAUCAAGCAGCAAUUCUCGACUGGCAGUUUCAGAUAAGGGAACAAAGCGAGUACUUUUUGAUUCAAGAUCUCCAUCACCAACUCAUAGUUACUCGGAUGUUCAUGACCAUUCCAAACGAGCAAGACAUUAUUCAUCUUCUAAUGGAUCAACAAUGAAUGACAUUUCUCGACGAACUGACAGGCAUAAAAUAAUUGAUGUAUGGACUGGUAUUUCAUAUAAAGAAAUGGGUUCAAGUUUUCAAGUGGGUGUGGGUAUACAAUUUGAAGAAAAGGUGAACAAGUCUGCAGCUUGUGCUUUGACAUACGAUUAUCAGCCGUCCCGUCAUGGUGAAAUGGUGAGUAUUCUGCUAGCUUUGGUGACAGCAAAAAAAUUGGAUUUGGAUCAUACUACUCUUCGUAUUCAUACAACAACAAUGGACCAAUAUUUUUCACCACCGCCUACAGGAUCAUUACAUCUCCAUUCACACGAAAAACGAUUUUAUGAAGGCAUAUUGGACAUUAUAAGCCGACGAAAAGGACAAGUCAUAAUAGUAUCAAACAAGGGUAAUUCUCGAUCUAGAGAAAGUGAAAUAGCAAGCAGGGGUUCAAAGGAAAAAGCUAUCAAGGCACGAAGAGAUGCGGGAAGAUCUGAUUUGUUUUGGAUUCCUAAUAAAUUAUUGACUAGCGAUUAUGGUCGUAUGAUAUUAUCACGACUAGCACAAAAUUCAAACUAUUCCCAGAAGCAAACGGAAGAUAUCACAAACAGUAUAUUGUCAGCAAAGUCAAGGACCAGUGAGACUCAACAACCAAUAGUACAGGUGAAAUCAGAACCACAGUCAUCAUCACCAUUACCAACGCGUAAAGCCUUCAAUGCACAUUCAGAAGUACCUUUAUUAUCUCCACCUUCAGGCUGGCCAUCUGGUAUUCCUUUUCCUAUACCAGUUCAUAUUUCAGCAAAACUUAUAUCGCAAAUUAUUUCAUUGACGAUCAAACCGACCUCUAGUGAAAUAGCCAAUUUGGAUCCAUUUACAAGAUCGAUAUUCUCUCAAAUUUUACGACAAAAUGAUUAUAUUCCUGAAGUGGAUCUCUCUCAUCAACAAGAACAAUAGCCUUAGUAUCCCUAUUGUCAUUUAUUAUUAUAAUCAGUAAUCAACUUCCUCUGGAUCUGUAUAUAGUAG
Messenger RNA from Halteromyces radiatus, 1536 nucleotides. RefSeq lists its product as uncharacterized. NCBI's taxonomy places the organism in Eukaryota, Fungi, Mucoromycota, Mucoromycetes, Mucorales, Cunninghamellaceae. The transcript has 5 exons. The coding region runs from base 103 to 1467 and encodes 454 amino acids. The record is from RefSeq and is a predicted model, not a curated record.